UUGCAUUCACGUUGUGACAACCGUCUUUUCUCAAUCAUCAUUUCAACACAUCCCCUCUCUCUCCCUCUCACACACACUAGCACACACAGUGGUGAAAGAAAGCUUUCAUCUUGUGGUUAUGGCAGGAAGGAAGAGAAGGAGACUCAAAUUGUUAUCAGUAACAUUUAAAAAUGAUACAAAAGUGUCAACAAAGGGAGAUAUUGAACAAGAAGAAGAAGAAGAAGCAUGGUCUUUCCUUCCAGUUGAACUCCUUGAAUUCAUAAUAUCCCAAUUAACACUAAAAGACAACAUUCGCACAUCAGCAGUUUGCAAAAGAUGGCUCUCAGUUGCUGUAUCAGUGAGAGUAGUGAACAAGCCACCAUGGCUGAUGUACUUCCCAAAACUCGGACACCGUUUCGAAUUCUAUGAUCCAUCACAACGCAAAACAUACUCUCUUGAAUUACCCGAAUUACACGGAUGCAGAAUUUGCUACAACAAAGACGGAUGGUUGUUACUCUACAAACCAAGAACACAAAGAGUCCUCUUUUUCAACCCCUUCACACGCGAAAUGAUCAAACUCCCAAGAUUCGAAAUGACAUACCAAAUUGUCGCCUUUUCCACAUCCCCAAAAUCUCCAAACUGCAUAGUCUUCACAGUCAAACAUGUCAGCCCAACCGUGGUGGCCAUCAGCACGUGCCACCCUGGCGCCACCGUGUGGACCACAGUCAACUACCACAACCGGUUGCCAUUUGUCAGCAGUAUUUGGAACAAACUUGUGUUCUGUAAUGGGGUGUUCUAUUGUUUGAGUUUAACAGGGUGGCUUGGGGUGUAUGACCCGCAUGAGUUGACAUGGACUAUCCGUAUUGUCCCUCCGCCCCGGUGUCCGGAUAAUUUCUUUGUGAAAAAUUGGUGGAAAGGGAAGUUUAUGGCAGAGCAUAAAGGUGACAUCUUUGUUAUCUACACUUGUUAUAGUGAAAACCCGAUUAUUUAUAAGUUGGAUCAGGGUAAUAAAGAAUGGAUUGAAAUGAAAAGUCUUGAAGAUUUUAUGGGAAACGGUGUAUAUCGUAUUCUUUGGAUCAUUGUCGAUAUUACCCCCGUAAGCAGUGUCAUGAUUGGGGCGAACAAGAUCCGUUUGAGAGCAUAUGGGUCGAACCACCUGAAGAUGUCUCAAAAUUCAGCUGGGAAGAUUAGUCAAUCAGUGUGAUUAGAGAAAUGAUGGAGUUGAUUGAUUGCUUCUGAAUAAAAGCAAAAGCAGCAGAAGUUGGGGUUUGGUAUCUGAAUUUAAGUCUGAAUAAAAAUGAAAUAUAUUAAUGGUGGAAAUAACGUGAAAUUAAAUUUAUGUAUGAUUAGGAGAUUAAAUUAAAACUUAAAAGCCAAGCACAUAUUGCAGGCUUCCUAAAGGCAAUUAAUUAAGUUAGGAUAAAAUAAGAAUAUUUUCCUAAUAAUUCAUGCAAUUGCUUGUUUAAAUUUUAAACUAGAACAUAAUGAUUAGAAGUAGAAUAUGAUGGUGCCUACUCUCUUUGCAAUCAUGUUAUUAAUACCAUAAUUGUACAAGUAAUUAAAUCUAUGGCAACUAAAUAAAAAAAAAAUUGAUUCUGA
Messenger RNA from Lactuca virosa, 1578 nucleotides. The record is from the annotation of a GenBank genome assembly. Lineage: Eukaryota; Viridiplantae; Streptophyta; Magnoliopsida; Asterales; Asteraceae.